Molecule: messenger RNA, 1398 nt
Organism: Aspergillus oryzae RIB40
Lineage: Eukaryota; Fungi; Ascomycota; Eurotiomycetes; Eurotiales; Aspergillaceae
Product: putative RING finger domain protein
Exons: 3
Coding region: 1-1398 (465 amino acids)
Cellular component (GO): nucleoplasm; cytoplasm
Source: RefSeq, a predicted model, not a curated record
AUGGCCGAUGUGGGGGAUCGCAUGUUUUGUCAUGCCUGUGGCGGGGUAUGGCUACGCAGAGAUCAUGGGCUGGAAUGCCCACACUGUCACUCUGAAUUCACAGAAAUUAUCGAAAUUCCGCCAGAUACGGAAGAGGAAGUCCCCGACCCUCCAACAUCAGUGCCCGAGGACCGGUCAGCUCCUCCCAGAAACCCAUGGGCAGACCACAACCCUUGGGAUCAUGAUAAUAUGAACACAGAUACCCCUGACUGGGGCUCGGGCAAUGGAUUCCGUCACCACACGUACAGAUCGCCGGAUGGCCGGUUUACUUUUUCCAGCACUACAUACACACGACGUGGUUCGUCUGGUCAGCAAAUGCCGGUGGAUCCUCUUAUGCCUAUGGUCCGCGGGUUGGACACUAUCUUUCAUGGAUUGGCCGACACCUACCGGCAAACGGAGUACCGGCAACCGAAUGAGCGAGAUUCAUCACCGGGAUUGUGGAGGACUGACAGACAGAACCAAGGGUUCGGCCCGAAUGGUUCGAGGAUAUACAGCACGUCGUUUGAUAUUGACAUGAACACGCGGAGCAAUGGGGGCGUGGGGUCCGAGUUUCAUACGACAGGGGGGCUACAUCCUCGUGAUGCAGAUGGUCCACAGCCUAUGGGUACUCCUCUACGAACUCUGGGCGAGUAUGUUCUCUCCCUUGGAUGCGGCGAGAUAGAAAAGGUGACUGACUUGUAUAGUAUUCUUGAACUAUUCCGAGCCGAUUUUGGAAACAAUGGUCCACCAGGAGGUGGCCCCGGAGUCCGUGUCAUGACCGGGCCGAAUCCCAUUGCGAUUUUAUCGACUUUACUCAACCUUGACCGGCAUGGCGAUGCAGUCUACUCGCAAGAAGAGCUAGACCGGGUAAUAUCACAGCUGAUCGAUCAAAACGCACGGGGGACGGCGCCGCCACCCGCUGCUCCCAAUGAGAUCCAGUCUCUGCCGAAGAAGAAGGUUGAUCAGGAGAUGUUGGGUAGCGAAGGCAAGGCGGAAUGUUCGAUAUGCAUGGACCCGGUGGAAUUAGGCACGGAGGUCACGGUACUACCCUGCAAGCACUGGUUUCACUACAACUGCAUCGAGAUGUGGCUGAGCCAACACAAUACGUGUCCUCACUGCCGGCGAGGCAUCAACAUUCCGGCAGGACCCGAAGGAAGCAGCGAUAACCCGGUAGUCAUUAACAGUAGUCCGGAGACGUCUCCCCGUCGGCCGAGUGGCGCUGCUCCCGAGCAUAGCGGACAGUCGCCGCCACGGUGGAACGGGCCUGGUCCCGAGACGGGAGGACAAGAACAGGAUCAAGGACAAUCCAGUCGGAAUGAUAAUCAAGGUGGAGGCUUCGCCGGCUGGGUUCGAAGCCAUUUCGGAGGAGGCAACCAGUAG